Helianthus annuus (common sunflower) is the source of this 1137-nucleotide messenger RNA. RefSeq lists its product as uncharacterized. NCBI's taxonomy places the organism in Eukaryota, Viridiplantae, Streptophyta, Magnoliopsida, Asterales, Asteraceae. The record is from RefSeq and is a predicted model, not a curated record. The transcript has a single exon. Bases 1 to 1137 code for a protein of 378 amino acids. Gene Ontology annotation, molecular function: nucleic acid binding; RNA-DNA hybrid ribonuclease activity.
AUGAACGUGCUAAAAAAGCGGACCGGUAAGGGUCAGAUAGAACGGACGGCUGAAGCUGAUUUGGCAUUCCAGGAGUUAAAAGUUUGUCUUGGGUCCUUACCCACAUUAACCGCACCAGUCACAGGAGAAACUGUCACCGUAUAUCUCUCCGCUUCCCAUUUUGCCAUCAGCGCACUACUUGUGGUGCACCGAAACCAAGCACAAAUACCGGUUUACUAUGUGAGCCGCGUCCUGAAAGAUUAUGAAACUCGAUACCUGAUGAUAGAAAAACUGGCACUCGCCUUGGUACAUGCAUCCAGACGUCUCCGAAGAUAUUUUCAGGCUUUUAACAUAGAGGUGCAGACUAAUCUUCAAAUCCAGCAGAUUCUGAGAAAGCCGGAGGUUUCUGGUCGGCUCACCAAAUGGGCAAUUGAGCUUAGUGCUUUUGACAUUACCUGUCGGACCCGAGGGCCGGUAAAAGGUCAAGCGGUGGAAGAUUUUCUUACGGAAGUCCCUACCGGAGAAAGUACCAAAGAGAAGCCCAAUCUUCCAAGAGUUUGGAAUCUAUACACAGAUGGAGCCUCUAGCAAAGAAGGGUCCGGAGCUGGCUUAAUCCUAAUAGACCUGGAGGGAAUAGAAUACACCUACGCUCUGCGUUUUGAGUUCAAAACUUCAAACAAUGAAGCAGAGUACGAAGCUCUUUUAGCCGGACUCCAAACAGCGGCUAAAGCAGGAGCAAGUUCCGUCUUGGCUCACGUUGAUUCAUUACUAGUUGCCAAUCAAGUCAACGGAGAAUACGAGGCACGAGAAGAAAACAUGAUUCGGUAUUUAAACCAAGUCAACAGUUUAAGGUCUACGUUCGAUUCAUGCAAGAUAGUUCAUAUCCCAAGAAGCAAGAACAAGAAAGCUGAUGCUCUAAGUAAACUGGCAUCCGUCACAUUCUGUCAUCUGUCCAAAGAGGUGCUGGUCGAGACUCUACAAACCCCGGCAGUUGACCAAACAGAGGCCGUAAUGUCAAUCUCCAUUCAAGAAAAAUCGUGGAUGACCCCGAUCCUAGACUAUUUGAAGGAUGGCACACUCCCGGAGGAUAAGGCUCAGGCACGAAAGAUGAAAGUGAAAGCACUCCAGUAUCAAAUUCACGAUGGAAAACUUUAUUGA